GUAUGUGUAUAAUCAUUAACUAAACAUGUGAAUAUCUGGGCCAAUUCAUCACAUGGGUCGCUUACACAACGGCAACGUGCAUAUAUCGUAAGCGACUUCGACACCUUACACAACCAAGCGUUUUUCGUUGAUUUAUGCAAAUCAGAGGUAUAAUCAUCAACCAAAAGUGUAUAAAUUGCCCACAAAGUCGUUACACAACACCACUUUGAGCACUUGCAAGCACGAGCGAGCGCCGCGAACGUUUGUUCAAAAUGGGGAAAUUUCUAGCCGCUGCGUUGUUUCUCUUAGCAGAGUUGUUUUCUGUUAGAUGUGUACAGUUUGAACCCAAUCUAAACCUGCAUGGAACUACACAAGAUGCUUGGGUAGAUACGUUACUGCCGGAUGACUACCGUGGAAAACCUGUUUACCGUGUGGUCUUCGACCUCACCACACCAGAAGGAACGACGAUUCAGAGCGAAGUCCAUCGUCAGUACGACGAGUUCCACACGCUGAACAAGAAGCUGCCGUGGCUUUCGGCGCUUGCGGGGGUGAAGCCACUUCCCACCGCCGAGGCCGCCUCUGUGCCCGACCUGACCCAGUACCUUCAGUCGAUCGUCAAGAACAGGGACCUCCGGACGUCUCGACUCAUGGACGACUUCCUCGGAAUCAACUGGAACUGUUCCGGCGUCGGCUGGUUUAAGGAUACAACGUCCUUCAUGACGCUUCUGACGGUGACAAGGUUGCCUGACUUCGUCCCGGAGCGCCCCAACAUCACCCUUGACAACGUCCUGUCGGACGAAUACCCCAUGGAGUGCUUCCUCUACAUGUCGGCAUUCAAACACAACUAUCUGGACAAGCAGUCCAUUCCGACAUUCAUGCACCUCUUCGAAAGUUACACCGAGCAGAUGCCGAAAUUUGAAGCCCUGCCCACGGCCAGAGUACCGCUCAACCAGCCGGACCAGGACGUGUGGCCACCUGGCGUGACGUCACCGAUUGAGAUGCCCUACCAUUACGCCAGAGUUCCUGUUCAUUUCCUUCCUGGAGGAUACGUCAACGGUGGCAAUGUACGCAUCUCGUACAACGGAAGAACGAAGUUUAACUUCUUGAAGGAAGACGUCCUAAGAAGCUGGUACGGCAGACUGGUCGGCCAUCUAAAACCGAAGACUAUCCUCGAUGUCGGCACCGGCAACUGUUUCUCUGCCUUCGUGUUCGGGGAGAUGUUCCCGCAGAGCGACGUGAUCGGGGUGGACCUGGCGGCGCCCUUCAUCCGCUUCUGCCGCCUGUGGAAGACUCACAGACCCGCACCGAAUGUCAAGUUCUACCAGGAUAAUGGAGAGAAACUUCACUUCCCCGACUCGACGUUCGACGUGGUGAACUUCGCCUACGUUCUGCACGAGAUGCCGGCGGAGAACGCCCAGCGCGCGCUGGCCGAGGCGUGGCGCGUCCUCAGGCCCGGCGGGACCCUCAACGUCAUCGAGCCGCCGUACUUCGACAACCCCGCCGAGCGCCUGCCGUACGUGGAGUUCAACACGUGGGGACAUCACUGGAACACUACGGGAGAGCACGGUCCGGAACCGUACAUAGAGGAAUUCGAGAACACGUUCCAGUUGCCCAACCAUAUGGCGAACAUGGGCCUCAAAAACAUAACACAUAUUCCCUGCUCUAUUUUCGACGCUGUAUACAUCGCCCAAAAGCCUUAG
Branchiostoma belcheri (Belcher's lancelet) is the source of this 1679-nucleotide messenger RNA. RefSeq lists its product as uncharacterized. Gene Ontology annotation, molecular function: phosphatidylinositol binding. The transcript has 8 exons. The coding region runs from base 252 to 1679 and encodes 475 amino acids. Lineage: Eukaryota; Metazoa; Chordata; Leptocardii; Amphioxiformes; Branchiostomatidae. The record is from RefSeq and is a predicted model, not a curated record.